Molecule: messenger RNA, 728 nt
Organism: Ectocarpus sp. CCAP 1310/34
Lineage: Eukaryota; Phaeophyceae; Ectocarpales; Ectocarpaceae
Source: the annotation of a GenBank genome assembly
AUGUCCGGCAAGGUGGUCAAGGUUGAGCGUGCCCUGUAUGGCCUGAAGCAGAGUGGCCGUGAGUGGGGGUUUGAAGCUGCCGAUGCCCUCAUCGAGAAUAGAUACGAGCAGUGCAGGGUUGACCCGUGUGUCUUCCGGAAGGUGGUGGAUGGAGAGGUCACGAGGNCGAAGAGAGAUGACGAGCCCGCGGUGGAUAAGCCUCUGAGGGAGGCGAUCGGGUGCCUGAUGUGGACGAAGCUGACGAGGCCAGACAUCACCCUGCCUCUGAACAAGCUCCAGAAGAUCGCCCACUCACCCACUGAGAGGAUAUGGAACGCGCUUGUGCGGAUCAUGUCCUACCUGAACUUCACGAAGGACUUCGGCAUCACCUACGUACGGGGGUCAGGACUAGACCUAAGCGUGUUUGUCGAUGCCAGCUACGCUGACAACGAAGUAGACAGGCGUUCUACGACCGGGCUGGCUAUGACCGUGGUGGUACCGUGGUGUAUGCACCCACCAAGACUCAGCCAGUGACGGCUCAGUCGACCUCGGAAGCAGAAUAUAUGGCAGCCGGGGAGGGCGUGAAGGAGGCGUUGUUUGUGCGUGACGUUCUGUCGUUCAUAGCGCCCGAGACGAGUAGGGCGAAGAUCAAGGUCCUUGAGGACAACAAGGGGGCUCUCGCCUUAAUCGAGAACCCGUUCAGCUCAGCGAGGAGCAAGCACAUCGACGUGCGGUUCCAUUUCAUUCGC